Messenger RNA from Bactrocera tryoni, 2647 nucleotides. It is a transcript of the gene SF1, whose product is annotated as splicing factor 1. The record is from RefSeq and is a predicted model, not a curated record. Lineage: Eukaryota; Metazoa; Arthropoda; Insecta; Diptera; Tephritidae. The transcript is spliced from 6 exons. Gene Ontology annotation, cellular component: nucleus. Gene Ontology annotation, biological process: regulation of mRNA splicing, via spliceosome. Gene Ontology annotation, molecular function: mRNA binding; zinc ion binding. The coding region runs from base 126 to 2495 and encodes 789 amino acids.
AAUCGGACAAAUUUUCAUAGCGUUAAACUUCUUUCGGGUUUGUUUUGUGACAAAAGCAUAAUAACAAAUUUGAAAAUAUAUAAUUUCUGUUUCAAAUUGUAAUCUUGUUUAAUUGGAGUGUGAUUAUGAGUGAAACACCUCCGCAUUCGAAUGUCGGAGAAAUGCAUCCGCCUCAGACCGAUAAUGGCUAUGGCGAACGUGAUUACCGUGCAAAGCAUGACAAUUCAGAGCGUUCCCGUUCCAGUUCAAAAGACCAUUAUAGCCGCGAUGUUAGAGAUAAGGAUAAAGGACGAGAACGAGAUAAAAAGAAAAGGGAUAGAUCUCGGGAUCGUUAUCGCGAACGGGAAAGUAAAGAUCGCGAUCGGGAUCGCCACUAUGAAAGGGAAAGUAAAGACCGUGAUUGGGAUCGCCACCAUGAAAAUCGUGAAAAAGAUCGCCAUAAGAGAGAGAGGGAUCGAGAUCGCAAUAGGGACCGGGAUCAUGAACGUGAUAGAGAAAGAGAUCGUGAUCGUAAAAGGGAACACUAUGAACAUGACAGGGAUCGAAACUCUCGUUCUCGUCGAAGUAAUUCUAGAAGCCACUCGCGUCGUAGUCGAUCACGAAGUAACGAUUAUGAUAGUCGAAGGAAACGCCGUUCACAUAGUCGUUCUGAUAGACGUGAUCGGCUUCAGGAUAGUAAUCGAAGAGGGAGGUCGAGAAGCCAUAGUUAUGAAAGUCGUAGGCAUGAUCGUAGCAGCAGGGAACGUGAACAUAGUCAAGGAAAUGCUGUGGAUUCGGACUUUCGUAGCGGGCGAGACCAUCGCAUGGACACAAUAAAAGAGGAGUCCCGUGAAAAGGGAUUUGAUUUAACCCAGACUAUUCAAGAAUUGAUGAAUAGUACAACUUCAACCAAAAAUUUUGCUGCUCUAUUUCAAUGUUCCAAUAGUAAUGAUUCCUGCAGCAAUGGACCUUCUGAAAAUUCACAAGACGGGAGUGAUCGCAAACGACGUAAAAGAUCAAGGUGGGGAGGUACUGAAAAUGACAAGACAUUUAUACCUGGUAUGCCAACAAUCUUGCCCCCAACUCUGGACUCUGCACAACAAGAGGCAUAUUUAGUUCAACUAGAAAUCGAAGAAAUCAGCCGCAAAUUGCGCACCGGAGACCUGGGAAUACCGCAAAAUCCAGAAGAAAGGUCACCAUCACCUGAACCAAUUUAUAGUUCCGAUGGCAAACGGUUGAAUACACGAGAGUUUCGUUUCCGCAAACGGUUGGAAGAACGUCGUCAUCAAUUGAUACAGAAAAUGCAAAGCGUUAAUCCGGAGUUCAAACCUCCAGCAGAUUACAAGCCGCCUGUAACACGCGUUAGCGACAAAGUCUUGAUACCACAAGAACAACACCCAGACAUAAAUUUUGUUGGUUUGCUGAUUGGUCCACGUGGAAAUACUUUGAAAGCCAUGGAGAAGGAAACAGGAGCUAAGAUCAUAAUUCGAGGCAAAGGUUCCGUAAAAGAAGGGAAAGUCGGUCGAAAGGAUGGCCAACCCUUACCAGGUGAAGAUGAGCCUUUACAUGCAUUCAUUACUGCACCUAAUCCAGAGGCAGUGAAAAAAGCUGUGGAUAAGAUAAAGGAUGUUAUUCGUCAAGGAAUUGAGGUUCCAGAAGGUCACAAUGAUUUGCGACGUAUGCAACUCCGAGAAUUGGCACAAUUGAAUGGUACUUUACGCGAAACUGAUUGUCCACGUUGCACAAAUUGUGGUUCAAGCGAGCAUAAGUCAUGGUUGUGUCCGGACAAACCCAAUGUGACAAACAGUAUCGUUUGCACUUCCUGUGGUGGAGCAGGUCACAUAUCAAAGGAUUGUCGUAGCAAAAGACCAGGGGCCGCUGGAGAAGCAACUACUGAGGACUCGCAAGCGAAAAUUGAUGAAGAGUACAUGAGUUUAAUGGCCGAACUGGGCGAGGGACCACCACCAAGUGCACAGAAAGCAAGUGUCGAUCCUUUAGCGCAGGUGCACUUAAAUCGCGGUUAUAGUCUAUUUGAUAAGAAGCCAGCGCAAACAUUAACGAUUCAAGCGCCACCACCCACAAUUGCCCAACCGGCCCCAUCGACUGUACCGAUAAUUCCCACUGGGCCACCGCCUCCCCCUAUUCCUCCAGCUUGGGGUGGUUCAGCUGGUCCAAUGCCUCCUUUAAUUCCGCCGCCAUGGAUUAGUGCACCGCCACCGCCACCUGGUAACGAAUCGUUACCACCACCACCAAUACCAGGCGCAUCAUUACCACCACCUCCACCGGGAACCGGUCCAAUGCCCCCACUGCUUCCUCCGCCUCCCGGCACCCAAGCACCUUUGCCUCCUUGGACACCACCAACUCCGGGAGGUAUGAUGCCACCAGGGUUCGGUGGGUGGGGUGCUAGUUUCAUGCCAGCGCCACCAUGUGUUCCACCACCACCUCCUUGUGCGCCACCACCGCCUGGAAUGCCUGCUUUAAAUCAACCGCCACCACCACCGCCACCAUCUAAUUGAAUUUUCCCAUAAAGAGACAGCAUUGUUAAAACUAAUUUAAAAACGCGUCAAUUGCUUUAACAGAUUUCGCUUUGAAAAUUAAAUAUUUGGCAAACUGUUCCGUAAUCCCUAAAUAUAUAUUAUCAUAAAUAUAUAAAGUUUUAAAAUGCAAA